Dissoconium aciculare CBS 342.82 is the source of this 777-nucleotide messenger RNA. RefSeq lists its product as uncharacterized. Lineage: Eukaryota; Fungi; Ascomycota; Dothideomycetes; Mycosphaerellales; Dissoconiaceae. The record is from RefSeq and is a predicted model, not a curated record. Bases 132 to 680 code for a protein of 182 amino acids. The transcript has a single exon.
CCUCUAUAUUCAGCAAUGUUACACGUCUGCAGUACAAGGUAUAAACAUUGCCUGGGUAGAAUACUCCAUCAUGCACUGGUAUGUGUAUACCUAGACGAGUCCACCAUCAUAAACAUGGUCGUGCCCAAUUGAUGGAUAAUUGGUCUUCGUCGAAGCGGGGAGAGGGAGAGCCGCCUCUGAGACCAACGAUAGACAUCAUCAUCAUCAUCACCCAUCAGUCCUCUCCCGACACGCGCGGGUUCUCCGAGGCUGUCGCAAACCGACCCAAUGCGGAAGACACCUCGAUCGAUGCUACCUACUACUACAUCAUCGGUCUCGACAUCAUCGUCGUCGUCGUCGUCGUCGUCGUUGCGCACGUGACGGUGUCGAUCGUGGUGGGAGAGAAAAAUCCUUCAGCGAUGCCCAGAUUCCAAGGUUGUUUUAUUUCGAUCCGGCGAGUGAUGAUGGUGGAUGAAUCUGGGCAGGCUUUUCCAUCAUGCAUCGACAUCAUCAUCAUCAUUCGAGAGGCUCGUGCCGAAAAGUCAAGCUUCGUCCAACUGCGUCAUCGCCCUUUUUUUCCUUUCUUGGGCUUGCGUCUCUCCGUCUCUCUCUCGAGGGUCCUUUUUGUACAUGUAGAAACGACAACGGCGGCAGCAGCAGCAGCAGCAGCACCACCGCCAACAAAGCGACUACUGCUUUAGCUACUGUAGCUACCUAGGUAUGUCUGUGGACAGCCAUUGACGACGAUCCGAACAGACGAAAUCCGGGCAAUGGGACCAAAUAAAUAGCUAAAACACU